UCUCUUCCCUUCUUCUCUAACAGCCAAACUCUCUCUUCCUUCCUCCUCGGAUUCCUCUACCUUCAAUGGCUAAACAGAUGGUUUCACUCUGUUAUUACUUCUCCCUUCUCCUAGCGUUCAUGGCGGUUGGCUUUGCAAGUAUGGAGGAGAAGAAAGUUCUGAACUUGCAGAAAGUGGAUUUGGGAGAGGAGAGAAGCUCCAAGUGUCUAUUGCCUCAGAGAUCAACAAAAGAAAGAGACAAUAAGCAAAGGCGAUACACUCUUUUACAACUUUCACAUAAAAUUGUUUCAAAUGAGAAAUUAGAGGAAGAGAGAAAGGUGCAACAAUACUAGAAGUAAAACAUCACAGCUGCUCCAUGUCAUUCUCAACACCCGAAGCCAAACUCAUGAAGAUCAUCAAUUCGGACAAUGCAAGAAUCUCAUACCUGCAUCACCGAAUCAAAAACUCCGAUCCAAAAACCACAAUGAAAGUUCAAUCAGAAGCUCAAAUCCCAUUAACCUCAGGAGCUGAGCUCCAGACUCUAAAUUACUUGGUCUCAAUCAAGCUCAGCAACAGCGAAGUGACUUUGAUCGUCGACACCGGAAGCGACCUAACAUGGGUUCAAUGCCAGCCCUGCAGCUCCUGUUACAACCAACAGGAUCCUAUCUUCAAUCCCUCUACCUCUCAAUCCUAUCAGCUGAUUCCAUGCAACUCCCCAACUUGCAGUUCAGUCCAAAUCGCAACUGGAAUAUCUUCUUUUUGCAGCACUGAUCAACCAAGCUGCAACUACUCUUUCAGCUAUGGAGAUGGAUCUUACACAAGCGGAGUUCUCGGCUGGGAACAAAUUGACCUUGCAGGAACCAUUAUCGAUGGAUUCGUAUUUGGUUGCGGACGAAGUAAUUAUGGACUUUUUGGGGGGGCUUCAGGAUUAAUGGGGCUGGGAAGAACACAAUUAUCACUCAUAUCACAGACUACUCUUCAAUUUGGAGGCAUUUUUUCCUACUGUUUGCCUCCGAGAGAGUAUGAUUCAUCAGGCUCCCUUGUUCUUGGAGAUAACCCCUCCAUUUUUAAGAAUAACACUCCUGUGAGUUACACAAGAAUGAUUCUGGAUCCUCCAGAAUCACCAUUCUACUUCCUUAACCUUACAGGAAUAAGCAUCGGUGCGGUGGCUCUACAAGCUUCGGGAUUUUAUAAUGGCAGCAAAGUUCUUAUUGAUUCAGGAACGGCGAUUACCAGACUCGUUCCUUCAGUUUACAGAGCUUUGAGGGAUGAGUUUGUGAGACAGUUCUUGAUGCAUCCGGGGGCUCCAGGGUAUUCAAUAUUGGAUACCUGCUUCAACUUGGAGGGUUUAAGGGAAGUAAGCAUCAUUCCUGCAAUGAAGUUCGUGUUUGAAGGUGGAGUGGAGGUUGAUGUGGAUGUUAAUGGACUGUUCUACUAUGUUAAGGAAGAUGCUUCACAGGUUUGUUUGGCUCUGGCGAGCUUAACGUAUGAAGAUGAGGUUGGGAUUAUCGGAAAUUAUCAGCAGAAGAAUUUGAGAGUGGUGUAUGAUACUCUUGGAUCGAGCCUAGGGUUUGCAGAAGAAACUUGUGGGUGGCUAUAGCAGGAGCAGGAGGAAGAUAAAUGACAAGGUACUAUACAGGAGAUUAUGCACAUUUUAUAUUUGCAAGUACAACUGGUUUUCACAUUAAGCUUCAUAGUUUCUGGAUUAGGAAAAUAUACAUGAUUGAGAUUGUAAAGAACUGUAGAAAAAUAUAUGCAGUAUCUUAAUGAAGUUUCUAAUGCAGCAGCUUUUUUUUCAUAAU
Phalaenopsis equestris is the source of this 1781-nucleotide messenger RNA. Its product is annotated as aspartyl protease family protein At5g10770. The record is from RefSeq and is a predicted model, not a curated record. NCBI's taxonomy places the organism in Eukaryota, Viridiplantae, Streptophyta, Magnoliopsida, Asparagales, Orchidaceae. Gene Ontology annotation, biological process: proteolysis. Bases 356 to 1579 code for a protein of 407 amino acids. Gene Ontology annotation, molecular function: aspartic-type endopeptidase activity. The transcript has 3 exons.